This is a messenger RNA of Mya arenaria, 562 nucleotides long. RefSeq lists its product as uncharacterized. The transcript has 2 exons. The coding region runs from base 83 to 562 and encodes 159 amino acids. The record is from RefSeq and is a predicted model, not a curated record. Lineage: Eukaryota; Metazoa; Mollusca; Bivalvia; Myida; Myidae.
GUUUUAAACUAUUUAUUUUACCAAAGACAAUCAGAUUGGAUAUUUUCAACAUACAAUUCCCUAUUCAGUAUUUUACAAAGCCAUGGACAGAGAGGACCAAAGGCUGAUGUCCCUACGUCUUUCCCGGGUGCUUGAGGACAUCGGGGUGAACAAGUACAUAAUCGCUAGGAGAAGGAGGACGUGGCUUGGGAUCGAGCCAAUAUUAACAUUCACAGGUACAUGUAUAGGUAACAACAUCAAGUUCUUUCACUUUGGCAGCCAGAGCGAGGGGACUACAACCAUUGGGAUGAAAUCAGACAUUGAUACAUUGCUCUACGAUGAUGCAUUUCCUGUGAUAUUGGACUUGGGUGAGUGGAAGCAAGGGAAGUCUCAUCUUCUUGUAUUAAAGACAGAACAUUACCCACCCCAGCACUGCAGACUGCAGAUGGUGAGACCUGACCUUCCAUUACCUUGGAAACAUGUGGUGUUUCAAAGUGAUGUGCUAGACAGUGAAGGGAGGGUAUUGCGGACAAAUAGUCAAGUACAGUAUUAUAAAUCUAUAACGGAAUUCGCCGACAAGUAG